This is a messenger RNA of Neopsephotus bourkii (Bourke's parrot), 2040 nucleotides long. RefSeq names its product protein NDRG4-like. Gene Ontology annotation, biological process: brain development; positive regulation of ERK1 and ERK2 cascade; signal transduction. The transcript is spliced from 14 exons. Gene Ontology annotation, cellular component: cytoplasm. The record is from RefSeq and is a predicted model, not a curated record. NCBI's taxonomy places the organism in Eukaryota, Metazoa, Chordata, Aves, Psittaciformes, Psittacidae. The coding region runs from base 249 to 1343 and encodes 364 amino acids.
UGCUAUAAAGCCAGGCGAAGGGCUGAGCCAGUUCAGAGUUCUGCUUCACCCAGUCCACUGCACCACUGUGCCCCGCACCGGGACCCUGCUCUUGUUCCACUCUGCCUGAGCAUCCUUGUCCUCCUAGUUCCUCACCGUGCCUGAGUGCUGGGAUGGGGAACAUGACAUUGAGACCCCCUAUGGACUGCUGCAUGUGGUCAUCCAGGGCUCUCCCAAGGGGAAUCGCCCGGCCAUCCUGACAUACCACGAUGUGGGCCUCAACCACAAGCUUUGCUUCAAUACCUUCUUCAACUAUGAGGACAUGCAGGAGAUCACGAAGCACUUUGUGGUGUGCCAUGUGGAUGCACUGGGCCAGCAGGCAGGAGCCUCGCAGUUCCCUCAGGGGUAGGUGCCAGAUUCAGGGGCUCACUAUGCCCACAGGGUGUCACCUCCCUGCCUGCUGGGAUGUCACUUCCCUGGCCAUGGGCAUGUGGAUGACAAUUCCUUGCCCACUCCAGGCAGCCCUGAUGCCCUGUCCCAGCAUUCCUGCUCUGCAUCCCAUAACAUCAUCCUGUGCCCCCCUGUGCUGCAGGUACCAGUACCCAUCCAUGGACCAGCUGGCUGCCAUGCUCCCCAGUGUGGUGCAGCACUUUGGGUUCAAGUACGUGAUCGGGAUUGGUGUUGGGGCAGGAGCCUACGUGUUGGCCAAGUUUGCGCUCAUCUUCCCCAACCUGGUUGAAGGACUGGUCCUCAUGAACAUUGACCCCAACGGCAAAGGCUGGAUUGACUGGGCAGCUGCCAAGCUUUCUGGCCUCACCAGCACACUGCUGGAUACUGUCCUCUCCCACCUCUUCAGCCAGGAAGAGCUCAUGAACAACACAGAGCUGGUGCAGAGCUACCGGCAGCAGAUCAGCAGCAUGGUGAACCAGUUCAACCUCCAGCUCUUCCUCAACAUGUACAACAGCCGCAGGGAUCUGGACAUAAACCAGCCUGGGACUGUGCCCAACGCCAAGACACUGCGCUGCCCUGUGAUGCUGGUGGUUGGAGACAAUGCGCCUGCUGAAGAAGGGGUGGUGGAGUGUAACUCCAAGCUGGACCCCACCAAUACCACCUUCCUGAAGAUGGCUGACUCCGGUGGGCUGCCCCAGGUCACACAGCCCGGCAAGCUGACUGAGGCCUUCAAGUACUUCCUCCAGGGCAUGGGCUACAUGCCAUCUGCCAGUAUGACCCAGCUGGCACACUCCCGCAUAGCCUCCCUCACUAGCACCAGCUCUGUGGAUGGCACCUGUCCGCAUGCCUGUACCCACUCAGAGGGCACCGAGACCAUGGGGCAGAUCAACCACACCAUGGAGAUAUCGUGCUGAGGUCUACGCCUGCCACUGACGUCUUCUCCAGAGCCAUCUCCCACCCAUCAUCAUCACACCAGCACCUGCCUGCCCUGUCAACAUCCUCCACCAGGGCCCUCACUCCUUCAGGGUCAAUUUGUCUUCUUGGCCAUUGGCCCUUGUCUGGUAUCAGAGGAGAGGGGCAUUGCAUCCCAGCCUUCAACUCCUGGCUCCGUCCAGCGGUCACCAUGGUUCUACAUCAGUCCUCAACCUUCCCAGCAUCGGCCUGGCUCUGGCUUUGGAGGGUAGGUGGUGGUGGGGACAGAAUGGAGGGAGCAGGGUGAGGUGGGGAUAGGAUGAUGGGAUGGGACAGGACAGCAGGACAUGGAAGGCGCAGGAGGUAGGUUGUUGCCCAGGUAUCAACCGACAUCUGGCCAAGCCAGAAGGAAGACAGGGAACAGUGCUCACUGGGGGAGGUCCCUGGGCCCUUCCCGGUGAUGCAGCUCCCUUUCUCCCAACCAGUCCUCCCUGAGGAGAGCUGGUACAGGAUCCCCAGCACACCCAGGACCUGCUGCACUGGAGCUGGCCCAGCAUUGUGAGAAAUCACAUCCCAAACUGUCCCCAUGCCCUGGUCAUGUACCCUGAAGGUUGCCCUGGAGCAGUGGGCUCAGCCCUGCUCCAGAAGCCAUUGGGGCAGGAAGGUAUCAUGUGGGGGAGGGUCCCCCAUCUCUGCUCU